This is a messenger RNA of Labrus mixtus (cuckoo wrasse), 2278 nucleotides long. It is a transcript of the gene ctsc, whose product is annotated as cathepsin C. Gene Ontology annotation, molecular function: cysteine-type endopeptidase activity. Gene Ontology annotation, cellular component: lysosome. The transcript is spliced from 8 exons. Bases 54 to 1421 code for a protein of 455 amino acids. NCBI's taxonomy places the organism in Eukaryota, Metazoa, Chordata, Actinopteri, Labriformes, Labridae. The record is from RefSeq and is a predicted model, not a curated record.
GACUGUGUAAAUCUUCAGGUUUUUGUAGGCAGGAGGGCUCGCUGUGAUUGAAGAUGAGGCUGAGUGGUGUCCUAGUGUGUGUUUUCAUGCUCUGGGUUGAAGGGUCGUGGGGUGACACACCGGCCAACUGCACCUAUGAAGACCUCCUGGGCACAUGGGUGUUCCAGGUGUCCAAAGGAGGACACGAUAAGACCAUCAACUGCUCGGCUCAAGCUACAGGUGAGAGCGUCGUGACUGUCACCCUGGACAAAUUGUCGGUAGCCACAGAUGAGCUGGGGAACACCGGCUUCUUCACCCUCAUCUACAAUCAGGGCUUUGAAGUGGUGCUUAACGGAUACAAGUGGUUCGCCUUCUUUAAGUACACUGAAGAAGGCCCUAAGGUGACCAGCUACUGUGACCAGACCCUGCCAGGGUGGGUGCACGAUGUCCUGGGUCACAACUGGGCCUGUUUUGUAGGGACGAAAGUGAAGUCAGUACCACCUCAAACAAACUACAAACCGUUCUACAGCAGCAGGCUGCUCCAGAAGCCGUACAGAAACAACCUGGACUUCAUUGAUUCCAUCAGCUCGGCUCAGAAAUCCUGGAGAGCUGUGGCAUACCCUGAGAAUGAGAUGUACACUCUGCAGGAGAUGCACAACAGAGCAGGGGGGCCCGCCUCCCAGAUCCCUAUACGUGUUCGCCCUCUGCCUGUGAAAGCUGAAGUAGCCAAGAUGGCAGCUGCUCUGCCUGAGCGCUGGGAUUGGAGAAAUGUGAACGAUGUCAACUUUGUCAGCCCUGUGCGAAACCAAGCGUCGUGUGGUAGCUGCUACUCCUUCGCCUCCAUGGGAAUGCUGGAAGCUCGUGUUCGAGUCCUCACCAACAACAGCGAGAGCCCCAUCCUCAGCCCUCAACAAGUGGUGUCCUGUUCUGAAUACUCUCAAGGUUGUGAUGGUGGCUUCCCAUACUUGAUCGGAAAGUAUGCACAGGAUUUUGGCAUCGUGGACGAGUCGUGCUUCCCAUACAUUGGAAAGGACUCCCCGUGUGGCGUUCCUCAGAACUGCUUCCGUGUGUACACGGCAGAAUACUACUACGUCGGUGGGUUUUACGGCGGCUGCAGUGAGAUGGCCAUGAUGAUGGAUCUGGUCAAAAAUGGACCAAUGGCAGUCGCUUUUGAGGUGUACCCUGACUUCAUGCACUAUAAGGAGGGCAUUUACCACCACACGGGCCUGGCAGACCCCUUCAACCCCUUCGAGCUCACCAACCACGCUGUGCUGCUGGUGGGAUAUGGCCGCUGCCACAUGACUGGACAGAAGUACUGGAUCGUCAAGAACAGCUGGGGCACCAAUUGGGGCGAGGACGGCUACUUCCGAAUCCGCCGGGGAAGUGACGAGUGUUCCAUUGAGAGCAUCGCAGUCGCAGCCAAUCCCAUCCCCAAACUGUAGACACAGAAACUCGUCCGUGGGAGGAAAGGGUGACAUGAUUAGAGUCCCAACAGUGCAGCAGUUUUUAAUGUGUGCUUGGAUACAGACCUCAAAUUUUUAAUUUUUCACAGCAAGUCAUGUCACAUGGUUAGCACUGAUCUGUCUUUCUCCUCUCUAAUCAAACAAGUUGCAUGAGCAUGAUUUGUACUGAAAUUCAUGAUUGUAUCAAACCAAUAUAACUCACAUACAUGUAACCAAAGUCUAUCAAGCUGAAAUGACCAUGACGGUCUCCAGACUUGAUUGUAUUGAUCUGUUUUCAACAUCUUUUAUUAUCACCCUGUGAACGAUUUUACUUCAAGCUGUAACUGCCUAAACAACGAGGGACUGUGACAUAUCAUGAUGGUUUAUAAAAUACCAAUUGUAAAAUUUAAAGGGAGCUGUCAGCUGAAGAGCUAGUGUUUGUUUUCCUUGCAAUGUGCACGGUCCUUGAUUCUUUGUCUCAGGGAAUCACAGUGGAGAUCAUUUUCUGUAUUUGCAUCAUUAUUGAAACAGUUACUGCCACGUGUCUCUAUGGAGUUCUUUUAAAGGGAUUUGUUGAUCAGUUUUAAAAAAAGGAAUAUGUUUGAUUGUAGUGCCUUUGAUUCUGCUGCUCGGUUAGUGUUGGAAACUGAGCCGCAGCGUAUUGUGAAACUUUCUCGCCUGGAAAAGUCGACCGAAUAAAAUCAUUAAAAUUUUACUGUCCGUUUGAUUUGUGUGCGUGUAGCACGAUGGAAAACACCUUUGCAUUGUGUUUUAGGUGUUAACCAAACAAAUGGUUAAUUUACUGUCAAUGUGUCUAAUUAAGGUAAGUUAUUCAUAAUUAAACUGAAUUAAUUCUA